Molecule: messenger RNA, 2076 nt
Organism: Coniosporium apollinis CBS 100218
Lineage: Eukaryota; Fungi; Ascomycota; Dothideomycetes
Exons: 5
Coding region: 1-2076 (691 amino acids)
Biological process (GO): DNA-templated transcription
Molecular function (GO): DNA binding; zinc ion binding
Source: RefSeq, a predicted model, not a curated record
AUGGCUCUAGCAGCGUCGAAUCCGGGCGUGAAGCGUGCGAUGUCUGCAAUCGCUGCGACACCCAACACCGAACCGGCCAGACCAGGUACCGUCUCUUCGGAGAGCGCAUCCGUUGGCUGGGAAGAUACUUCCGCUACCGCGGCGGCCAGCAAGGUACAACAGGAUACCCUGCCGCCUGAAGACAGUGGGGGAAUGCUGUUCCUGGGUGACGGCCAAUCUCAGUUUGUAACGAGUAUGCAUUGGGCGUUGUUAGCGGAAGAAAUGCAAGACGUUAAGGAUCUCCUUACCGAUCAAUCCAAACAGCAGCAUGCGAGCUACCUACUAGACCCGGAUGCCACAGGCCUGGACGUGAGAUCAUCUUUAGUAUUUGGUAGCGGCAUGUUCUCUCUUGACAUCUCUCGCUUCCUUCCAGAGUCUAUACAAGAUUGCUACAGAUUGCUGGAAUACUACUUCGCAAACGUGGACCCGGUCAUGAAGCUGCUACAUCGGCCAACGUUCACCCGCCGUUAUGCGCAGUAUCUACAGAGGAGGAUGCCUGGACAAUGUUACGCCACCGGCAGUGGUACGAUGGAUGAUGCAACCCUACGAGCAUUCGAGCCGCUUGCUUUUAUGGUGUUUUAUGCCGCUGUUAAUAGCUUGCAACCGUCUGAGACUGUGUUGGAGUUCUUUACCGAGAAGGAGCCCUUGCUUCAAAAAUACAGACAAGGCCUUGAGCUCGCGUUGGAAAGGGCUAACUUCUUGACCACUUCGAGCAUCGAGGUUCUCCAAGCCUUCGUGAUGCUGCUGACGUGCGAUUGCAGGGAGGACAGCAGUGGAAAACCGUAUACGCUUGUCGGCGUUGUUAUCAGAAUUGCCACAGCACAAGGGCUGCACAAGGAGCCUACUCUGUUCCCUUCAACUUCCAUGGACGCAAUCACAAUCGAACUCCGCCGACGACUGUGGUACCAGAUUGUUAGCCUUGACCUCCGCACUGCAGGAAGCAAGGGUCAAGAGCCCUCCAUAAGGAUAGGAGAUUUCACCACUUGGCUUCCCCGAAACAUCAAUGAUGUCGACUUACACGAGGGUCUUAGUUCAUCGAUAGGCACCAUCGAUGUUGAAGGUUUCACCGACAUGACCUUGACCCUCCUCCGCGCCAGCGCUAUGCAAUGUAUCAGUGAGGUGAUCGCGAAAACCUAUCACUGGGAGCGCCGAACAUUGUCGAAUCCGGGUAAAGACGCUAAUCAUGACCCUUUGCCAGAGCUCCUGGAGGUCUACGAAGAAACACGAUCGAUGCUCCAGAGCAUGGACGACCGGCACCAAAGAAUUUACCUGCGGCAUUGCGAUCCGGCCUUCACAUUGCAGCGGCUGUCUCUAGGACUGGGCAUGAUGGUUCAGUGGAGGAUCUGGCUAGUCUUUUGGUAUCGGAUACCGCGGAACUAUCGGGAUGCUGAACCAUUAUUCGAUAUUCGCAUGAUGGUCUUUGUUCUGUGUGUGUGUGUCGUUGAAAACAUCCCAAAGUUCGCAAUGGACAAUGAUGUCCAGCGCUUUCAGUGGAACGCAGGCAGCUAUAUCAUGUUCCACCCCAUGAUGCAUCUGAUCUCGGAGCUACGGAGUCCACCGUUUCAAACAUUAGAGCGAGCGCCGCUUCGCGACCGGGCACUCGCCGCGCUCCGGGACAUCAUGCAAGUGAAGAAGUUCCUCGACGUUCAUGCCUGGCUGGUCAUGGAGAGGAUGAUUGACAAGCUCUGUGCGGAUCCUCCUCGCGCCUCUCUUAGUGUUACUCCAGUCACGUCGCUCAUGCCAUCAGUAACUACGCCUGAAAUCCUUUCUGGGCCGGGGCCAGAUCCCAUCAACUACAACGACCCUAUCGUAGCGCAGCCUUACUCAGGAACAGGUUUUGCAACCGGCGCCGCCACUGGAUCCGUACACAGGGCUGCGAGCUGCGAGUACACGGAUACGACCUUGACAUUUGAUACUUUCGGCUCUACAACAGCCUCCGGAGCCAAGAAUACUUCGUACAUCUCUGAGGAAUUCGACUGGGCCUCUCUAGACUUCUAUCUUCCGGAUUACUCGGGCAACCCACAGACGUUUUUCUAG